CAUUUAAUUUUCUUUUUUGUUUUUACAUUUAUUAUUAUUUUUUUUAUAUUUGUGAUAUAACCCUGUUUCUUGUUACUUCUAUCCCCUGCCCUUUGUUUCCAGAUUCUCUCUUUCUUUAUUAAGAAAUAUUCACAUUUUAUUUAAAAUGGAAAUAAAGACCAUGAAGUAUGGAGCAUUACUUUGUUUAUCUUCUUUAUUUUAAAGACUUGUGUCCCCUCGUUAUAGAUUAAUCUGGUUCCCCAAAUCUGUUUUACAGUGUUUCUAUCCUAAAAACAAAAAAACAAAAUAGCAUAAUUCAUAAUAGCAUAAUUCUUUUAGGACAUCAAUUCAUGUCCUAAAUGUAUUCAUUCAUAUAUAUAUUAAAGCUAAAAUAUGCAUUCUUUGCCCGAUGUUUAAAAUGUGCAAUGAAAAACAUAUGUUUUGAAUUCUGGUUCGGACACUCAGUUGGUCUACAGCAGGUGGCAGCACAUGCCUGAUGCAAACCUACCUAAAACAUCGCUAAUUAUGAGGACAUAAAAACAAAUCCUCAGAUAUUACAAUUUCCCCUCAAGCGCCUAACACAUCGCCAGUGUCAAAAUGUCUAUCAGGCCAUACGCCACAGAAACAUAAACUAAAAUCAAGAAUGCAAAUAAAGGCGUAAUGCUCUUAACAACCUGUUAAGCAUUGUUUAAAUGUUAGCUUUGAGCGUGUACAAGAUAACUCAGUAGCAAGCAGUAUUGGGGCUUUUUCUAGCCACUUACUAGUAAAGUAUUGGUUUAUGAAUAUUUCAGUUUGGUUCCACCAAUCAGAUCGCAGCGCUCCAAACUUCCCACCAAUCAGAGAAGCCGCUGUAACUUUCACGGGCAGCUCGCGCACUCGCUCUGUGCUGAUGCGCUGUCUGUCUGUAGGUGGAGAAGACUCGAUGGGGACACUUUUGUUUUGAUGCUAAUAUUUUCUUUCACAAACUGCGGCGCUUUUGUCAAAGCUCAGGUUUAUAUUGGGGGGAAUGAUGAGCACAUUCAUCUGUGGCUGAGGAAGCUGUCCUGUCCCUGAAGAGCCUCUUGAGAUCGUCUAAGCCUCUGCCAUGAGCUGUUUGGAUGUUAUGUAUCAUCAGAGUUAUGGAGCUCAUCACUACCUGCCCGCGACUUCAGCAGCAGCAGCAGCAGCGGCUUACAAAGCGGCAUAUUACCACCACCACCAUCAGCACCAUCAGCAGCACCAUCAGCAGCAGCAGCAGAAGAAGUUCAGUGCCUACAGCAGGAUGCAGGACUCUGAGGAGUUUCGCUCUGACUGUGGCCAGAGUAAGCAGCCUGGAGCGCUGAAGCCCCGUCCUGAGCCUGAGCUCCCACCAGAGGAGGAGCAGAGCGCUGGCGAAGAGGAGCGCUGCAAGGAGACGCAGCCCGCCGAGGCCGAGUACUUGAGCGCCAGGUGUGUGGUGUUCACCUAUUUCCGCGGAGACAUCGGGGAUGUGGUGGACGAGCAUUUCUCACGUGCGUUGAGCCAGCCCAGCGCCUUCAGCAAUGAUGCCAAGACCGGCACACUACACUCUGGAGGACCAUGGAAAGAGGGAAACUCCCACUCUGAGGGUCAACCUUUACCGUCGUCCCUGUGGGGUGGUGGCUACCCUUCUCAGACCUCCUCUCACCCUGACUUCCCCCACGCCGCUGCCUUCCACCCUGCAGACACUGGGCUCUGGAGCAGCCACGGCUUGCCCCCUCCCUCUGCUCUUACUGACUCUUGGCACUACGGCCUGGGAGCCCAGGGUGGAGCGGGAUACCCUCACGUUCACGAGAUGUACCCUCACAUGCACCCCCGCCACCCGCAUGCACAUUCCCACACCCACCACGUGCUCCAUCACGCUCACAGCCCCGCUCUGGACCCCUGCUUCAGCCCGCUUCUGCUGCCCGGUGUAAGAGCGUCUUGUAGCCCGACGUCCUGCGCAGACGGAAUCAAAACUGAGCUGGAACCGAGUAGCAUCGCAAACUGGCCCACUUCUUUCCAUGGGUCAGUGGACAUCUGUCAUGAUACAGUGCUUGAGCAAGACAAAGCGAAGGCCAGUGUUUGGUUCUGAGACAGAGAAGCUUCACUGGACUCCAUGCCUGAGACUGGACCACUUCUGCAGCUGAGGCCCACAGCACUGCGUGUGGAUUGCUUCCUCACAAGACUUUAUUGGGAACUAUUCAGGGGAGCAUCAGUCUCUAUCAGCGAGACAAGCAGAAAAACAGCUUUGGGACAACCUAGUGUUUUUGUAAAGCAUACCAUCCUGUCUUGAGUUUGUGCCCUUAAUGUGCGCUCAUGGACAGAGAUCCAGUUCAGGACACUUCUGUAAAGGAUGCCACACUCCCUUAAACAAGGUUUAAGAGGCAGAUCUCCCUCUUUCUCUACACAGAGGAGGUUUUCUCGACACGGCUGAUGCUUCAGAGCUGUGUUUAUGUACUAACCACAGGUUCUGUUGAAAGAACUGAUUGUAUUAGUACAGCAGGCAGAAAUGUGUGAGAAAAUCUUGAUUUACUUUAAUAUAUUUGUCUUGUGUUUUCUGUUCGUAAUACAUGUUAAAAGAUUAUUUUUGAUGUCAAAUCGUCUAAGGAAUCAGUCAUUAGUUUUACUGCUAUACAUGAACUGCUAAGUUUUAUUGGCAAACAAUCUGUUUUGUUUGGAUGGAUUAUUAAAUCAUUACAGUGAUCACUGUCCCUUUAAAUGUUGUCAGUGGAAGUGCUUCAUAAUGUCACAUUUAUUUUAAAUCUGUUUACUUUUCCUCGUCAAUGGGAUGUGAGGCAUUUGAGAGGUCAGUGGCACCAAAACACACCGCUUAUGCUGCUCUUGACCAAUUUUGGGAAGGAAAUACGGAGAACGCAAAGUCCCAGAAGGGAUAGUGUCAUUCCAUUCACAUUCAACUUUAUCUCUCGCAAAGCUGCGAAAUCUGGGACGUGUCACACAUAGAGUUAUAUUGCAAUGUAAAAUAAAAUGUUUACGUGAAUGCUCUUAAAUGUUAAAAGUUGGUAUGCGCUUCCUGUCUGGCGAUCCAAGACCACUUGAACAAUUGCAGUUAAAACAGACUCCUCUCAUCCACUGAAGAUUCAUCCUAAUAGAGAUCCUGAUAAAGCUAAAGAAUGUGGCAGUCGCCCUCUCCGUGCAACUUCGACCCAAAUCCACACAAAGAAUGCGAAGAGCGUAGAAUAUGCUGGUGUGAAAUCGGACAUUAUUUUAGAGGGCUGCAGCUUUAAAUAUUUUUAUACAAGCUCAGUGCCAGAUACUGCAUUGUAUUUGUGGUAAAAGGCAGCUGUUGGGCUGGUUGUCCCGUGAGUGGAGAAGCUCAGGCAGUGUGAAUGGAGGGUUCGAGAGUGAGAUCUCUGACCAGGUGGCGGCACUGACCCUCACAUUCCUGCAUCAGCAGCUGCUUCAUCCUGACACUGCGCCAUGAUAGAUUUCUCAAACUCUAGGCUAGAAAGACUAUUUUGUGUUAAUGUACAUUUGUAGUGUACUUCAAAUAUUUUUUUGCAGAUAACAUAAUAUUAAUAAAAU
Molecule: messenger RNA, 3501 nt
Organism: Cyprinus carpio (common carp)
Lineage: Eukaryota; Metazoa; Chordata; Actinopteri; Cypriniformes; Cyprinidae
Product: transcription cofactor vestigial-like protein 3
Exons: 5
Coding region: 1064-2050 (328 amino acids)
Biological process (GO): regulation of transcription by RNA polymerase II
Cellular component (GO): nucleus
Source: RefSeq, a predicted model, not a curated record